GAGCGCUGUGAUUGGGCCACUUUAAACAAGCGGAAGCUUAAUUUGAGGAAAACAAUCAGACACUGUCGCACGUGGCUAACGGAACUCGAAAAUGUAAAAAGGCGACUGAAGAUCGAUCCCUUCACUUGCCAAACAUUCCUUUCCAGUUCAUUUCACAAUGUCAAGUGUGCUCUUUGUCUGCCGCCAUAACUCCUGCCGCUCGCAAAUGGCCGAGGGAUUCGGACGGCAUUUGUACGGAACUGAAUCUGGAAACGCUUUUUUCAGCCGCGUAGAGAGUGCUGCACUGGAAGGACAAAGCCGACUUAAUCCAGAUGCUAUCAAAACCAUGAAAAAUCUUCACAUAGACAUUACUACUCAGUCAUCUAAAAUGAUAGACACUUUUUCCGCCGAUGACUUCUCCAUCAUCAUCUCCAUGUGUGGUUGUGGAGCUACGGUGCCUGAAAGUUGGAAGCAGGGCAAACGAUUUGAAGAUUGGAACGUUGUGGAUCCCACAGGCGGUAGUGAACAUGACUUUGAAGUAGCAAGAAACGAAAUUCAAGAAAGAGUCAACGAAUUGGUAGCCUCUAUAAAAGAAGACCGUGCGCCAACCUAUACUCUAUACUAUGGCGAUGUCUGUGCCAUGCCAAACAAAUGAUGUGGGGCCGUGUGUUUUCCAUAAUAUAUUUUUAUAAAUCAAAAAUGAUGAAUCUAGGGACUGACUUUGU
This is a messenger RNA of Umbelopsis ramanniana AG, 704 nucleotides long. RefSeq lists its product as uncharacterized. The record is from RefSeq and is a predicted model, not a curated record. Bases 158 to 634 code for a protein of 158 amino acids. The transcript has a single exon. Lineage: Eukaryota; Fungi; Mucoromycota; Umbelopsidomycetes; Umbelopsidales; Umbelopsidaceae.